Leptopilina heterotoma is the source of this 1775-nucleotide messenger RNA. RefSeq names its product stabilizer of axonemal microtubules 1-like. Gene Ontology annotation, molecular function: microtubule binding. NCBI's taxonomy places the organism in Eukaryota, Metazoa, Arthropoda, Insecta, Hymenoptera, Figitidae. The transcript has 12 exons. Gene Ontology annotation, biological process: microtubule anchoring. The coding region runs from base 85 to 1626 and encodes 513 amino acids. Gene Ontology annotation, cellular component: ciliary basal body; cytoskeleton; axonemal microtubule. The record is from RefSeq and is a predicted model, not a curated record.
UUUCUGUCACAAUAUUUGUCAAAAUUUUUAGAUUUUUAAUUCAAUUUUCCUUUUCAGUUCUAAUUCUAUUCUUUUUUCAAAAUCAUGCAGAUUUGUCCAGCGGAACCUCUCAAACCCGAGAGGCCACCGUCAAUUAUAGAAGCAAGAAAUAAAAUUCGGUUGGGACACGAGUCUGGUUGUAAUUGUUGUUGCUGCUGUUCUCCAGAGCCAAAAUGUUUGGAAUACGUUCAACCGGAACCUGCAAAAUCCUUCGCUCCAGUCAGGUACUAUUGGAAACCAAACACUGCAAUGGAAGACAAUACAACCUACAAAUUAUCAUUUUGGGAUGGUCCAGCAUCUCGAGCAGUACCUUAUAGUCCUGAAGAUUGUUUAACGAUCGGAGAUGGACCAUUGUCUGACGAAACAACUCACAAGUUAAGCUAUCUCGGAAAUUGGUGCGUUCGACCAGAACCCAAAAUUACGCCAUGUGACAAAGAAUUAUUUAAGAGAGGACCAAUACAAGAUGUGACUACUCAAAAACAUGAUUUCACCUGGAAAUCGACACCAAAAAUUACGUCGAUAAAAGAAAGAAACAAUUUGUAUUCUCCUUGUGUGUCAAUGUCAGACGACACGACGUACAAAUUAAGUUACUAUCCUUCCAAUUGUCGCGAACCUGUUCAGUCCUUCAAGCCAAUUGAAAAGUACGAAAAAUCUGAUGUACCACUUGAUGGUUGCACCACUUACAAAUUAAGUUACUGGCCCAAUCAAGUGCCAGUGAAGGAGGAGCAACCGUGGAACUUAAAAAGACAAUAUCAUCCACCAGUAACGCCUUUGGACGAUUGUACAACGUACAAAUUGAGUUAUUGGCCGAAUUGUGAAAAACCUCGAAAACCAUUUACAAUGAAGAAUGCGAAAAAUUUAUUUAAUGCCUCCUGUUGUUUUGACGACAACACAACUUACAAAUUAAGUUUCUUUGGAUGCGGUGGAGACAAAGCGGAUCUGAUAAAGCAACCGGAAAACAUUAUUUUCUCACGUUGCCCACUCUCCCUUGACACCACAAACAGAUUGAGCUACUUAGGGAAUUGGUGCGUCAAACCGGAAGCACCAGUUGUGCCAUGUCGACGAGAUUUGCUUGGUAAAGGACCAUUGCAGGACGUAACGACACAAAAACACGAUUACACGUGGAAAUGCAAUGUUCCCGGCUUUGGUUUUCGACCCGAGGACAAUCUCACAUUCUCACCACUACCACUCGAGUGUUGCACAACAAAUAGACUCUCAUAUAUUCCGAAUAAUUUCAAGUCUUUGGAAUCGAACGUUUCUUUUAAACCUAUACGAGCAUAUCAACCGUGCGAUGUACCAUUCAGUGCUGAGACGACAAUGCGUCUCAGUUAUCAACCAUUAGAACCUGCUGACAAAGUGGAUAUGCCGUGGUCUGGUAAAAAUUCUUAUCAAAAACCUACGACACCUUUGGAAGAAAAUACAACGUAUAAUUUAAGCUACAUUCCGCCAGGAAAAUUUGUCCCUCGUUCUCCCUCUUCACCGCCAUGCCCUCAGCAAAAUUCUUGUGAAAACCAAAAUACUCCAACAUGUUUUCCGUCACCGUGUUGCCCUUGCAUUGGUAAGUUAUUUAUAAAUAAAAAAUUCUAAAUUAGUUUUUAAUUAUAUUUCUGUUAAUUUGUUUCUAAAUUACAAAAACGAAACUUUCAAACUUAUUAUUUUUAAUCUUAGGUAUUUUUAUUUUUACCUUUUAUUUCUAAUUAAAAAGAAAAUUAAAUUUUCCCUAUCAUUGCAAUGAU